Sphaeroforma arctica JP610 is the source of this 4861-nucleotide messenger RNA. RefSeq lists its product as hypothetical. The record is from RefSeq and is a predicted model, not a curated record. Bases 248 to 3733 code for a protein of 1161 amino acids. Lineage: Eukaryota; Ichthyosporea; Ichthyophonida. The transcript has 23 exons. Gene Ontology annotation, biological process: intracellular signal transduction; cAMP biosynthetic process.
CCUAGGUAUAUUUCAAUGACGAGUGAUAUAUGAGUUUGAUAUAUGCGUUGAUACAAGCUGCAACGAGUAGCAAGGGUUUACACACUAUCACGGCGAAUACGAUAUGCCAUCCGUUCAUUUAGACUGCCGGUGCAUUGCCAAUCCUUUCCUUCAGCCGCUGAAUAACACUGUAGUUGGUGUUUUGCUUGUAGCGUAGCAGUAUAAUUAUCAGCACUGUAAAUGAAAUACUGCCCCAAGUUAUUCGACAAUGUCCAGUGAACAUAUCGAACCACCUGUUUAUAGGGCCGAUCCCGACAGCCCGAAUACCGCGAAAUCGUCUGAGAAGGGCACAGACAAAUACAAUGAAAAGCCUCCUAUGUAUCGCGAGGCGUCAGGUGUUGGGGUACCCUCCGGUAAUCAGACAGUAGACACGGCCACUUCAGCAGAACUUGGCCGUGAAUUUUCGUGCAACUCUGCCUUCACCGAUAGAGUAGGUGCUAUCAGGGACAAGCCAGCUGAUGCCCUCACGUCACAAGAGCUUCUGGAAGAAGUCAUGGCAGAUGAUACUGCACCGUCGCUUCUGCGGUUGUCACUGAGUUGGCAGAGCGAUGCCGUGCUCGAAAUCGCCGUACUGGAAGCGAUUGUUGCAAGAUCCGACGAGAAGAAGGAUAUUAUAACUUUGGCAGAGGAAGAUACGCAGCAUGCAGCCGCAAUUGGUGUGCCUGUUCCGCGAGGUUCUACGGAUACAGAAUCAAGUAGCAAUGGUGUCUCAAUCUCUGACCUAGACGAUGCGGUCUUAGCCGACAGAUUGGGACAAUGGUCAGUGGAGGUUUCUGUCAUGAAUGCAGGCACUGUCGCGGAGGUGAGGCAAACAGUGGGAGUGGUUGCGAAAAGCUGUGAGAAUACCACCCACACAUCAUCGACCAAUCCACGAAGGCAUUAUCAGCUCGCGUGGUACGAAAUAAUCGAACACGAUGUACAGAAGCCCAUCACGGUAGAGCAAGAGGCACUGCGUCGACAACAGAAAGAAGAUGCGAGGCAAAGGCAAAAGUAUCAGAGGCGCUCUUCAACGGCGACUAGCAGUGGAAACGAAAGCGAUGGCAGCUCCAGGCGGAAGAGUAGCCUAUUGCGUACCAUGGGGUGGAUGACGGGGCAGGGCCAGGGUAAGAGCAGCAGCCAGGAUCAGAUAGAAAGCAAACGCAAAGUCAGUCAGGAGAGUGCCGCGGGUGAGCUGCAACCCAUGGCGGAGAAUCGUGAAUUAGCAGCCACGCCCACCGAGGACACUGGACGACCGCAGCUCAAGAUGAUCAGUGGUAAACCUGGUGCCGCCGAUAUAUACCGGAAGUACAAUGUUGUGAUAACUUUGUACAGAGACGACGAGGGUGUUGGGGAAGUAUCUUUGCCGUUAGAGAUGCUACUGCGAUCAUCUUUGCCCAUUACAGCAUGGUUGGAACUGUCCGAAAUAGACCAAAGCUUUAAGGCGCGCCUGCAACGUGUGGGCGUUUUAACCUCGCACAAGCGCAAAAAGAAUAAAAUUCUUACUCGGUUUCAGCAGGACUGGGAGGAUCCACGUAUCUAUUUACGCAAGCUCAUUUCGCUGGAGACACUAUUUAUUAUCAUAACGCUCUGCCAAAUCUUAUUUGCUACUUUGAUUGUGACGGUCAUUCUAUAUCGGUACGCAUACUCUGAACUCACGUCAUCGGCCGAGAUGGUGUCCAAAGAGGUGCGGUCUUCCAUCAUUGAUGAAUUGAGUAUUCUCAUGGAAGCAGUGCAGGUUCAGGUGGUUAUAACGGCCACCGCUAUUCAAGUGCUGAUAGAGACAGAAGACUGGAGCACAGCAUCGCACUUGCUACAGACGAAUUUUGAAUCUCAAAGAAGUCCAUCGCAGGAAUCUGUCGGUGAGGUUGCGAACCAAAAUAUCAGUCAGUUGCUCUAUUUCGGGACCAGCGACUCUCAGUUCAUAUCCACUGGGCUUGCCUACAUUGCAGAGGAGGGCGUUCGGGACAGUCUUGUGAACUAUCGCGGGCUGCCGGAUUAUUCGGGAACAAAUGGUUCGAAUAUGAUCGGCUUUGGAUUGAACCAGGACUGUGGAGCGUUUAACUUCAGUUGCACACUGGCCAAUUUCUCGAAUCCUCGUAGGAGAGUCGAAGGUUACAACCCGGUGGCCCGUCCUUGGUACAUCAAAGCAAGCGAAUCAUCGGAUUACAAGCCCAUUUGGACAGAUACUUAUCCCUACGUAGGCACUGGAGGUUUAGGUAUAACCGCUGCCCUCAGAUUCCCUCGGAAUCCGGCGCGUGCCACGGAGUUCGUUACAGCGGCAGAUGUCGCACUGGCUGGCUUGGAUGAGAAAUUGGCAAAUAUGACUUACUACAUAUCUGGAUAUGGUUACAUCUGGGAGGCUGAUACCUAUUGGUUAGUCGCCUCGUCUCUAGCUGCGCCGAUUAGAACUGCAGAUGGUGAACGUAUACCGAUUUCAGAGAGUACUCAGCAAGAUAUUCAGAUGUCUGGUCAGUUCGUGACGGAUCUAUGCAAUUUCAAUCCGAAGUGUGUGAACCAGACGAUCGUUUAUCAUUAUGAGGACGUUCUUAUCAGUCUCGAUGUGUUUGAAUCCGUGGGUCUGAACUGGGUAGUAACCGUUGUUAUCCCGAAUGAGGACUUUCUGGCCUUCUACGACAAAAUGCUGAUCGUGUGUGUGAUUGUAGCCUUGGCUGAUACCGUGCUUACGGUGUUACUGACCAUCCUCGUUGUCAGCUCCAUCACGGGCAAACUUACCCAGGCCACGAAGCAACUGGCGAACUUCUCACGUCUGGACUUUGCCUCUGAAGUACCGGACACACAGAGUUUUGUAAAGGAAAUCUGUCGGAUUUAUGAAGCGCUAGUGGCCAUGCGGCUAUCUCUACGUUCUUUUUCAAAGUACGUUCCGCCGUCCGUUGUGAAGAUACUUGUGGAGCAAGGACAAGAAGCUCGUCUCGGGGGUCACAGACGCGUGAUCAGUAUUUUCUUCAGUGACAUUGCUGGGUUCUCCCAAUUGUCCGAAACGGUUGAUUUGGACCAAUUACUACCCCUCCUAGGUACGUAUUUGCAAGAGAUGUCAGUGCUGAUACAGGACAACGAGGGCAUCAUCGACAAGUUUAUUGGCGACCAUAUCAUGGCCCUGUGGAAUGCUCCUGACUCAGUUUCAGAGCAUGCAUACAAGGCGUGUGAGACUGCACUCCUAUCUCAGGCUCGAUUGACAUCUAUGCGCUGGGAAUGGGAGGCUGUGGGCUGUCCCUACUUACAGUCACGUAUCGGUAUUCAUACAGGCGAUGCCAUUGUCGGUAAUUUCGGUAGUGCAGAUCGAUUGAAUUAUACCGCCCUGGGGGACAGUGUAAAUCUGGCCUCUCGAUUGCAAGGACUGAAUGACAUGUACGGCACUGAUAUAAUUAUUUCGGCGGAAACUCAAGCGCUCGUGAGUGAGAGCUUUGUUUGCCGCCCUCUAGAUGUCGUCGCUGUCAAGGGUCGCCAACAACCGAUAUGGGUGUACGAGCUCGUCGCUCACCGAGACGCUGUCACUCCCGAGCAAGCUGAUGGGGUAGCACUGUUUUCAGAUGCUUUCGCACGAUACCAAGCCCAAGACUUGGAUGCAGCCGCGGAGCUUUUCGGCAGAUACAUCAAGGAGUUUAACUUGACAGACAAGGCGGCAAAUAUGCAUUUAAGAACGUGUCUGAAUGCCCCCGAAGGAUUCCAGGGCUUCAGAGUGAUGACGACGAAGUGAUUGGGCGAAUCAAUUCUGAUCAAUAUGUACUGUAGGUCCUAGCUUUCCUAGAUACAAGUGCUGUAUUCAUACAGAGGAAUUCGGAGAGCGAAGGAGUUAGUGAAUAGCUUACAGACACCGCUCGCUCUAACAUUGUGCACAGGUAUAUAUGAGCAGAACGACAUAGUUUAUGCAUGUCUGGGCCAAUCUAUUUGCAGUCACGCAUCCAGAGUUGUGUCCUCUCAACAAUGUACUGUAACGACGAUAGUUUUUAAACGCAGUGUGCUGUUUCGGUGUAUGCCCAGUGCUAUCCGAAAGGUUACAAAGCCGAUAUAGAGGCCACAUGCGAUUCAGAUAAUUCCAAACAGAUUGGUGCGAACUUGGAACACGCAUUACGUAGCUUGGUAUUGAAUUUCGCGCAACAUGUAGUGAAGCAACGCGCGUUAGCUCAUGCUUCGUCUUUGAGAUGAAUCGACGCGCAAUAUAGGGGCGGCUUGUGGAUGAGACUGGCGUUGUGAAUUCGCAAAAAAAGAAAACAUCCACUAAGAGCCAAGUAUGCUCAUAUAAUCGUGCUUCCUGCACAAACUUUGCGUACUCUCACUGACGUGCGUCUACGCUGUCGCGACAUGCGAGUUCCACUUCUCGUUGCGAAUAUAAAGAAGGCCAGUAUGCGUGGCUUGUAUUACACACGUGGCAGGAUUGUUUUACCCCACAGCAUCUUCAAAGUACGAAGACCGUCAUUCACCAGGUGUGUGGUAUACAUCUACGAGCGAGAACUAAUAAUUAUAUAUCAUUGGCAUAGAGUGCGGGUAUAUAGCAAGCACAAGCUACCAUGCGGUAUCGUACAGUCGCAUGGCGAUAAUACUUGGGCAGUGAGUCAGAGGACGAUUCAAACUCGUCACCAUACGCCGAUGCGCGUAGUGAUCAAUGUGGUUAUUGGAAGAUUAUAAUUAAGACAAUUACUGCUAGCUUGAACCACAAGGCUUUGGACUCAAACUAGGAUGAUUGAAGUUAAUAUAGAAGUUAGAUAUCCAACUUUUCUAACACUGCGGCGAUCUCAUUUAAGCUAGCAUAUCCGUUCACAACAAAUGAGGACGUGACAUCAACGGAUUUAGUUGUUCGUAAUCACCCAGAUUCGAAUAGUAAUAA